UGCUUCCGGCGGAAGUGCCGCGCGCCGCAGCCUUGUGUGUCGGCUGCCCCUCGCGAGCCUUUCGGCAGCCUCAUUCCCUGCCGCAACCGUCGCGCGGCGCGUGAGGAGGGAGGGAGGGAGCAAGAAGUCGGAGCCGCUGCCGGCGCUACGCGGAGCCUCCUCCUUCUUCGCCGGCGGCGGGUUGUCUGUCAUCCCGGCUUCCCUCCCCCCCCCCGACCCUCUCUCUGAGGCGGCAGCGCUGACGGUUCGCCUCCGGGCGCCUGAAGGGAUGUUGUGGCGGAGGCGGCGCCGGUGGUCGCCGUUGCUGUAGUGACGCGGGCGGCUGUGGAGGAGCCGCCCGGGGCGGGACGACGAGGGGGUGGCCGCUUCCCGCCGAGGCUCCCGUGUCGCUCUCGGUCCCGUUCCUGGCAACCUCGGCGCGGGGCGGCAGUUGGGCCGCCCCUGCCGUCUCCGGCCCGGAGCCCUUCCCCUUCGAGGAGGCGCUGCCUGGGCGGCCUUUGACGGGGCUUCCCCGCCAUGGCUUCUUCCUCCGGGAACGACGACGACCUGACCAUCCCCCGCGCCGCCAUCAACAAGAUGAUCAAGGAGACGCUGCCCAACGUGCGGGUGGCCAACGACGCCCGGGAGCUGGUGGUCAACUGCUGCACCGAGUUCAUCCACCUCAUCUCCUCCGAGGCCAACGAGAUCUGCAACAAGUCGGAGAAGAAAACCAUCUCCCCGGAGCACGUCAUCCAAGCACUUGAAAGCUUAGGUUUUGGCUCCUACAUCAGUGAGGUAAAAGAAGUUUUACAAGAAUGCAAAACCGUAGCACUAAAGCGAAGAAGGGCUAAUAAUCGUUUGGAAAAUCUUGGCAUUCCUGAAGAAGAGCUCCUAAGGCAGCAACAAGAGUUAUUUGCAAAAGCUAGACAGCAGCAGGCAGAGCUAGCCCAGCAGGAAUGGCUACAAAUGCAGCAAGCGGCCCAACAAGCACAGCUUGCUGCUGCCUCGGCCAGUGCAUCCAACCAGGCAGGCUCUUCUCAAGAUGAAGAUGAUGAGGACGACAUCUGAUAUCUUUUGGGCUGAGUUUCAGUCCCCGCAAGGAAAUAGUUUUCGCUGGUUUUGCUGUGCAGGACAUGAAUGCUUACCCGUAACUUUUGUCUGCAUCUUGGACCGGCCGUUGGUAUUUUAGGGAUGUCUGCUGUUGUGUGCUGUACAUGUCGAAACUGUCUCUUUGAACUCUUGAAGACUUAAGGUUCAGUAUCAUAUCAACUUUGGAUUUUUAAUGGUGUUUAUGGAAAUUUUAGAUAGCAGUGUGUCACUUAUUUGAUCAACAAACAGUGUUACAAUAAAGUUUAUAAAAUAUAGCAAAAUUUAUACAGAGGCUCUAAAUUCACAUUUGCAUUUCUCUUCCCUUUUAACCAUAGAAUCUUCUGUAGAAAUUUUUAAUUUGGGUUUUGUUUUGGUUUAUUGGAACGGAGCAGCCAAGCAAAGGGUUCGGCAUAAUUGAAUUCUUUAUCUUCAAAAACGAUAUAUAUAUGGCAAUAUAUACUCUGUGCUCAUAUACCACCAAUCUUGAAAAAUGAUACGUUUUUGCCAAACUAGGAAAAUAUAUGUUUAAUAGUUGUACAGAUUGAAUUUCUUUUGUAUAGAGGUGAAAACAAACCCAAUACUUUAUUAUGUCAUCAAUUCAGUGUCAUGAGCAACAUUAAUAUUUCAUUUCAAAUAUUGUCUGCUUUGAAGAAUUAAAUCUGUUCCUGUUUCACAGCCAUUUAAUUUUAACUUUAGGUGGUAUUAACAUGCAUCGUGCAUGUUCCAAGUGUUCAAAUGGAGUUUGGUGGAACAGAGUUGUUUUAAUUCUGUUUUGACUCAGAAUGCUGAAAUAGUCAGGCCUAUGAAAGCAAAUAUUGGAACUAAUAAGCAUGCUUGCAAUGAGAGGAAUCUUCAUUUAACUCCAAUGUACUUUUUUUUUGUCAGCACAAUAUUAACACGACGUUUUCAAGACUAGUGUACCAAUAGAGAAGUUUUAUCUGUGAAACUGGCUGCUUCUACAUUAGAAACUAGUAGGGUACUAGUUCUAAGUGUUGCAAUUCCAAGUUCAGUUUGGUGACUGAGCCCCAAGACUGACCAACAAGACCUAAUUAUUCUGGGGCAUUAUAGGUGUGGAUUUUAUAUAUAUAACAAUGCUUAGAUUGUUAUUUGUGUUGAUAAUAAGGAACAACAGAGUCCUUUUUAGAAUCUGAAAAUAUACUUGAAGAUACAUCAGCAUAUUUUUCUGGUCCUUGCUUGCAGGGAGGUAGAAUCUCAUGCAUUGCAUAUUAAUGCAUCAUGCAACAUUACCAAGACUGCAAUUUUUAAAAAAACUUUCUAGCACAGCCUUGAUGGCUAUAGAAAUUUAUGCAAGAGCUGAGAAUGAAUGGAGAAAGUCUUGUCUCUGAAGCAGAGAGCCAAACUGAGAAUCAAACUACGAUCUUGAAUUGCAGUUAGCUGAGUUUUAUGGAGCUUCACCUGAAAUAACUUGCACCCUUAUUUAUACACUGGUAGCCGAGAGAUAAAUUAGUUUGAAUGUUAAGCUGAAACACAUUUGUGGGUUCAGCAGGAAAAGUAUUGGGGCAAAAUCUGGUGAAAGAUUGUCUUCAUUAAGGUCGAAGUACAAAGGUAGAAACACUAGGCUAGUAAAACCAAGUUAAUGUGCAGUGUUGGCUUUUCUAAUUUGUACUGUAACACCCUUGCCCUUCCUAUUUGAAAUAAGUCUUCUUCUUUUUUUAAAGAAAGAUAUACAUUUUCACACUUCUUUUCUGAUGCAGAAUUCAGGUUAAUAUUUUACUGCAUCUGGUAUGUAUCAUAAUAUGUUUGAAUCCCUGUGACCUUUCCUUUGGACAUUCUUGUGCUUUUUCAUAUGCUGUAUUCCUCAAGCAAUAAAAUUCAAAUGUGUUUUUAUA
Podarcis raffonei (Aeolian wall lizard) is the source of this 2918-nucleotide messenger RNA. It is a transcript of the gene DR1, whose product is annotated as down-regulator of transcription 1. Gene Ontology annotation, cellular component: negative cofactor 2 complex. Gene Ontology annotation, biological process: RNA polymerase II preinitiation complex assembly; positive regulation of transcription by RNA polymerase II; chromatin remodeling. Bases 517 to 1047 code for a protein of 176 amino acids. The transcript has 3 exons. Lineage: Eukaryota; Metazoa; Chordata; Lepidosauria; Squamata; Lacertidae. Gene Ontology annotation, molecular function: protein heterodimerization activity; general transcription initiation factor activity; core promoter sequence-specific DNA binding. The record is from RefSeq and is a predicted model, not a curated record.